Messenger RNA from Talaromyces rugulosus, 384 nucleotides. RefSeq lists its product as uncharacterized. The record is from RefSeq and is a predicted model, not a curated record. The transcript is spliced from 3 exons. NCBI's taxonomy places the organism in Eukaryota, Fungi, Ascomycota, Eurotiomycetes, Eurotiales, Trichocomaceae. The coding region runs from base 1 to 384 and encodes 127 amino acids.
AUGCCUGAUUAUUCGUCCUGGUUUCGCAUUCACAACAGGCUCAAUGUGCCUUUAAUCCAGAAGUCUGAGGCAGUGUACUCCGGUUAUUGGGAAAGAUGGCCACCACAGCGAAUAGAGGGCCAUUCUACAAGUGGCUGGUUUCAAAUUAAAGACAAAUUUGGAUCAUUCGGUUCAGAUGGGGAAGUACAAUAUGACGCAAAUAUUGAUGGCCAAACCUAUACCAUCCAGUUCAAAGCGAAAUGUCCAAGUGGGGAUCCAAAUGAGGCAAAAAUUUGGAAUCUCAGUCCUGGUGAUAAUCCACCAGUGGUGACAGUAUCCUCUAUAUCACCUCACGGACACCCUACGGAAGCUGACUUUGUGGUCAUAUCUCUACACUACAACUGA